Anopheles stephensi (Asian malaria mosquito) is the source of this 4655-nucleotide messenger RNA. RefSeq lists its product as uncharacterized. Lineage: Eukaryota; Metazoa; Arthropoda; Insecta; Diptera; Culicidae. Bases 1103 to 2773 code for a protein of 556 amino acids. The record is from RefSeq and is a predicted model, not a curated record. The transcript has 5 exons. Gene Ontology annotation, molecular function: chitin binding. Gene Ontology annotation, cellular component: extracellular region.
UCCAGAUAAAAUGGAAAAUCGUGCCCAGAAUCGAAUGACACGUGAAGUGUGGGAAUAUUGCACAGUCCCUACAACCGCUUAAACGAUAGUACCGAUGGCAAUUUCAUCAUACGGACAUGGUUCUCUGUCUCCACCUCUGCAAAUGGCAAAGAGGCAGCAAUAAUCGUAAUCGUUUAACGGAAAUGAAAUGGGUUUGAAUUUUACGACCGUUGAGCCGGAAAGGUUUACGUUCCGGCGGGGCGGGGGAGAAAGUCUUUCUGUGCUUUUUGUUCUUGUGUGUCUUGGAGGGCUAAUUUUAUGACCUUUUCCAGCGAAAGCUUCCCAACGGCUGCAACAAUCGACGGAACGAUGAGACCGUGCAGAAAAGCGAUACAGAACGGGAGGGAGGGGAUUUUUUUAUUCACACACAGUUUUUUGGCUACAUUUUAUAUGGGCGUAUCACUGUCGUAAACUUGUUGAUGUAGGUUUUGUUUGUUCCAACUUUUUUUUUCUUUCAUCGUGCCAUAUUCCAACACAAGAUUCGUCAUGUUUGUCAAGCCAUAUAACAGCGCUGCUGCUGCUCGUGUGUCUGUGUGUACGGCGUGCGUAUUUGCUGAAGCAGAAUAAGCCAAUCUGGUUGUCAACUUCUGCGAGCUCAGAACUCGCCCACCCAGAACUCUGGCAUACCGUUUUCCCGGUGCUCGGUGCGCCCAUACUAUCAGGAACUGAGUGUGUGUGUGUGUGGUUUACUUCUCUUGAACGCUUUCUUAAGUACAUCAAUCGAGGAAUUAUGCUGAUCGGGACGUGUGUUGCAAAGGCGUGAUGCCUUCGUCUCAGCUGGAAUAAUGCUGAGCACCGUGUAAGCCAGUAUGUCGCGCGGUUUGACACACAGCCUUGUCAGUCGUUUAGUGGCGUUUGCGAUACAAAAAAACACACUGAAAUCAUCGCUUAGCAUACGCAAUACCAUCGAUCAGCGGAGGUUUCGUGUUCGGUAUGUUUAAGCAGCAGCAGCUGGUGGUGAACUCUGGCGGGUUUUUCACGUUCAUCGAGAAUACCAAAUGGAUAGUCGGUUAUUCAACGUUUAAUAGGAUAAGCGUCAAACGGGGAAUCUACCAGCGUACCGAUGCGCAUCUUCCAGAAAGAGGAAUGCUUCAGCGUCGGAGAUGAGCUGGGACUGGCCGAAUCGCUCGGCAACGUGGAGGCAAACAAACGGCGCGCCCUCAACAUUCGCACCGGUGCCAACAACAUUGGCGUCCUGCCCGCGUCCAAAAUGCCGACCUCCUCCUACCCCUCGCUCCCCGCCCCAAUAGCCCCUUCGCCGGGUGCUCCAAUCCAGCAGAGUCGCCCACAGGCAGUAACCGUUCGGUCGUCCGCGUCCAUGCUGCCCAAGGGACUACCGAAGGUCCCGUCGUCCGCCUCACCCGUUUACGUAUCACCCGCCUCCAGUCUGAUGACGAAAGCCACCUCGCUUCCCCUGGGCGUUCCUCCCUUCCGUCCCAUUCCCAAACCGACCCCGGAGGCGGAACCGGUGAGAUUCGACCCGGCCAUACUCCGCCGCAACUUUGCGCUCAAAUCCUCCCAAACCCCCGAUCCUUCCUUCCAGAGCCAACUGAUGAAUCAGACCUCCUCCUUCCACCGGACCGCUCCGACCCGCACCUCCGUCGUCUCCCCGUUCCCCAGCGCUCCCAAUCAGCAGAUUAUCUACAAGGAGGCACCGAACCUGCAGGUGCAGAAGGUGCCCGCCUUCCAGGCGAUGCCCGAAUCGGUGUCCCGCAUCUCGACCGGACCGGUCGUACAGGUCGAUAAUAAGCUGCAGCCGUCCGUCAUCAAGAAUUCCAUCAUGAGCAUACCACCGCGCCGCCAGAUGACAAAGCCUGGGCCAACGAUUGCCACCGGCACCGCCGACGCGGGCGACGAGAUCGAUCUGAUGGGCCACACGGUCGAGGAGCUGGCGGCGGCGGCCAACGUUAGUGUGGAGGUGAUUAAGGAAGCGAUUCGUGUCCGGCAGCAGGAACUGCGUGCCCAGAAGCAGUACGAAAAGCAGCAGGCCGCUUACGCUCAGGCCCAGUUCCUAGCGCAGCAGACGACACCGACAACGACAACUACCAGCACAACAACACCACGCCCCAGACGGUACCCGACCAACGCAGGCCACAAGGUUAUGAACGCACCGAAAGAGUACUACCCGGUAGGAUACGACAAGAACUUCGACGACAACUUCACCUCCAAGGUGGAUCUGCCCUACACGACGUUCAACUGUGGCGAACAGAAACACUUCCCGGGGCUGUACGGCGACGAGGACCUUGGUUGUAUGGUCUUCCACGUAUGUGCCCUGACGGACGAUGGAUUGAUCAUGAAGUCGUUCCUCUGCCCGGAAAGUACACUCUUCGACCAGACCGUGCUGAAGUGCAACUGGUGGUUCUACGUGGACUGCAAGAGCAGCAAGAACCUGUACGACUCGAACCUGCCCGUGUCCAAGAGCUACCAGCUGAUGAAGGCCCUCUCGUUCUUCUCCUCCAACUACAAAAACCCGGGCGACUCGUCCGAGGGCGUCGACGUGGAAGCACUCAAGAACAGCGUCGCCACAGCUGUUGCCGUCGGUGGGUCGGCCCGCUCGCUCGACAGCCUCAGCAGCAACACGAUUGCCGGUUCGACCGGUGAGCGCUCGCAGGAUUUACCAGCGGUGAGUGCACGAGACAGCAGCGGCAGCAGCAGCACGACGGUCGCCUCAACAUCAAGCAGCAGCAGCAACAGCAGCGACAGUAACAGCAACAAAACAACGGCGUCGACGUAAAUGGAAAUGAUUUGAUUUCACCGAUUUCCUCACCAGCGCUGGAUGGCAGGGGUGUGAGUUUUCUGGUGUGAAACUGAUGUCUGUGUGCUACGGGCUGUACAGCAAAAGGGUUGUGUCACUACCGCGGUACGCGAGGCGGCAGCAGUGUGGUUUUGGUUUGGUUUGUUUUUUUUUAAUGUACAAUUUAACGAAAAAAGAGGAAGAAAAAUAUGGUGCGGAGUGACCUAAGUGGAAAGCUAUCCUUUCCUCUACCGACGGUGCUUGCAGGGCAGGGCUGGCAGGGCUGAUAACACACGCGGGCGUGCAGUUUCACUGGCCAUUACAACAGAAAACAGCAGAAAACAGGCUAGUAGGCUCAGAAUUAUCAUACAACGGAGUAGGCUUAGCCGUGCGGGUUGCAUACUUUUUGGCGGAUUCGAUAUACUUUUCCUCGAAUCGAAAAGACGAAACUCGCCACAAAGUAUGCAAUCCGCCGGGCAUGGUUUUGGUUUUCCAUCGCUUGCUUGUUUCGAUUCAACUUAAAAUUACAAAUCCUUCCACCGUCUGUUGUGUAAAGAAGUUGGAGAGUGUUUCAUAUACAGCAAAAUUUAAUUAUGCGCUUUGAAAAGCGAAUUCACGCAUCAACCAAGCGUCACCAACAAACUACACAUACGACGCUGCUACCAGCCAGUGCAACGCACACAAGCCCAAGGUUUGCGAGGUUUGCCAAGCUUAACCACCGCUCAGGACAAACCACUCCUGUUGUUGCUCCCGUUGCUGCAAACCGGAGUAGCGAAAACAAGCUCCCGCACGCAAUCCGAUUUUCAAGUGCUACUCAUCCAGCGCAGUGCGAGUGCGAGGGAUCCCAACACCGGGUAGGCAUAAGUAUUUAUUAAACAACGAUCCUACGAACUAAACUCUUAAAAAACACACACACACACACACACACAAAACCAUCGCUUCAAAUUGCCAUUGCCCGUCCCGAUGUGUGGUUUUGGACGGUCGGACGGUACGGGGUAUCGGUUGGUUUGGAGUAAUACAAUACAAGACUUUUGUUACGUGUAGUGUAGUAGAAGUACGGAAGAGGGGACGAAUUAAGUAUGCUUUUAACGAUAGGGGGAGAGUACAUUCGUUUUACGUUACUGUUACGGAGCGGGCAAGACUCGCUAGUUAGCUGACCUCUUAGAUUAGUAUCGCCCCUGCAUAGGUAUAUAACGCUAGUGACUGUUUCUCGGGUAUUUUGGCAAACCAGCUUUGCUGCUGCAAGCGGCAAACAUAGUAAGUAGGUAGUAGGAUUUGUUUCUCGUUUUAAAACAAAAUAGGCAACCGCAGCAGUCGUCACGCGUCUCGCGCUUUCCGAGCAUAUUUAUUUAAACUAGCGGCAUAAGGUACCUCGGGUGUAGUAUCUCCCCAUAUCUUACUAGAAUCUGGUAAAUAAACGUAACAACAAUAGUGUGCUUUCGUACAGCUGCGGUUCGUUCGGAGCGACGGUAAAGGGUCAAUAAUUAGGAUGCUACCCGAUCCCGGUCGAACCUGGUUUGCUGCGGCACCCAUUUUCAUAGACACACCUAAAAGUUGCUCACACGUAGAAAACGGCGGUAUGGUAGGCAGUAAGAGUGAAGAAGAAGGGACGAGAUUCUGUCGUGCAGAUUUAUGCAAUUUCGUGUCACCGGUAUCGUCGGUCAAUAUGUUAGUUGUUUUAUCCGUUACUACUAGCACAGCAACACGGGCGUACGGACACAUGGUACGAAACAAUGUACCGUGAGUGCGUGUGCGUGUGUGUGUUUCAAUCCCUCGUUGAAAAUGCGAGACCAAUAUGCCAACAGUUGCCGGAACAGGGCAAAUUCUACUCAUCACAGUUGACUAUUACUGAUAAAGUAAAACACAUUAAUUUCAAACGUCA